Messenger RNA from Striga asiatica, 566 nucleotides. NCBI's taxonomy places the organism in Eukaryota, Viridiplantae, Streptophyta, Magnoliopsida, Lamiales, Orobanchaceae. The record is from the annotation of a GenBank genome assembly.
AUGACUGUAUGUGUUAACAACUCCCUCAACCAACAAGCAAGCUCCUUGAACCCAACAGUUUUCACACAAGAGAUCCCCACUCAACAAUCCCCGACUCGGUUUAUGCCAACUCCACAGCCACAUGUGCCAGACCCAUCAAUGUAUGAUCAACUAAUGGGUACCAACAUGCCACAACCAUCAAGAGCUACACAUGGACCUAUUAUCAGAGGGCCUGCAGCUUUCACUGGAGAAAGACCAUUAUUCUCUGCAGGAAGUAGCAUAACAUCAGUCUCUGCAGCUUCAGUAGUGGUGGUUGACCAGGGCAAGCAAUUCAUGGUACUCAACCGGCAAGACAAGGCAAAAAAUGAUCCUGUGUAGUUUUUAUGUUGAUGUUUAGGUUUUGGAUUUUGUUGGUAAUAGGUGGUUGGCAAUAGCAGGUUGUUGUUUUUGAGAACUUAAUGGCAGAUCUUGUUGGUGUUUAUUGUGGAUUUAGAUUGUGGAUUUUGUUGGCAGUAGCUGGUUUUGGUGUUUGUGAAGUCUUUGUAUUGACAAUUGUUGGUUUUUGUUUUGAACUCUUUGUAUUGCCA